Nerophis ophidion (straightnose pipefish) is the source of this 5645-nucleotide messenger RNA. It is a transcript of the gene magi3a, whose product is annotated as membrane associated guanylate kinase, WW and PDZ domain containing 3a. The record is from RefSeq and is a predicted model, not a curated record. Bases 515 to 4603 code for a protein of 1362 amino acids. Gene Ontology annotation, biological process: signal transduction. NCBI's taxonomy places the organism in Eukaryota, Metazoa, Chordata, Actinopteri, Syngnathiformes, Syngnathidae. Gene Ontology annotation, molecular function: protein binding. The transcript is spliced from 21 exons. Gene Ontology annotation, cellular component: cytoplasm.
CCCCCCCCCCCCCCCCCCCGCGCGUCGUCGUCGUCCUCCGGAGGAGAGCGAAGGUACUGUUGUGCGGUCUCCAAGGACCCGGGUGGUGACGUCACCACGCCAGGACAGGUGCGCCCGGGGAACUUGCUGAUCCAGUCUGUUGGGAUCCGGCGAUCAGCUGAUACCAUUGAUACCAUGCGGGGACGUCCGCGUCUUUUCCGACGCGCUUCGGGCAACUAAGUCAAACAUCGUGGAGCUCAUCCGGUAUUGGCAGGUGUGCAGUUUUUUUAAUUUUUUUUUAUUAUUAAUUUUUUUUUGGACUUGACCCGCAUAAAGAGGCGGGUUCGAGGCGUCUCUAUGCGACACUGACGCGGCCACCGAAGCCUCGCAUAUCCCGGCGUGCAUCGGGGGGUGUUCGACCCUGCAAGUGCAACAUAUGAGAUUGCGCAAUGUUGUGCGUCACUGCGUCGUAGCGAAGAAUCCUUGAAGGACGAUCGUGUUCAGGAACUGCAAAAAAAAAACAACAAACAACAACAUGUCCAAGACCCUGAAGAAGAAGAAGCACUGGUCCGCCAAAGUCCAGGAGUGCGCCGUGUCGUGGGGGGGCGCCGGGGAACUGGUCUCGGUGGUGGAGCUCCGCGGCGGCGCCGAGCAGGGGGAGUUCCCCUACCUCGGACACAUGGCGGCCGAGGCGCUGGUCUGCCACGCCGGGAGGAUACCGAGCAGCGGGGACGUGCUGCUGGAGGUGAACGGCACCCCGGUGAGCGGGCUGACACACCGGGACUCGCUGGCCGUCAUCCGGCACUUUCAGGAGCCCAUCCGCCUGAAGACCGUCAGACCAGGGAAGGUCCUGAAUGCUGACCUCCAUCACUACCUCAGCCUGCAGUUCCAGAAGGGCUCCCUAGACCACAAGCUGCAGCAGGUGAUCCGGGACAACUUGUACCUGCGCACCAUUCCCUGUACCACCCGGCAGCCCAGAGAGGGGGAAGUUCCUGGUGUGGAUUACAACUUUAUCAGCGUGGAAGAGUUUUGCAAACUGGAAGAAUGUGGACUCCUGCUGGAGAGUGGAACCUAUGACGGAAACUACUACGGCACGCCCAAACCGCCUGCGGAGCCCAGUCCUGUGCAGCUGGACCUGGUGGACCAGGUCUUGUUUGACGAGGACUUUGACGCCGAAGUCCAACGCAAGCGCACCACGUCGGUCAGCAAGAUGGACAGGAAGGACAGUGCCGCCCCCGAGGACGAGGACGAGGAUGACAGGCCGCCCACGGUCAACGGACAAGUUGACCACGCGGACAAGGCGGAGUGGAGGAGGACGGUCCCCAGCUACAACGCCGCCGUGGACCCGCGAGCGUGGAGCGCCGCGGCGCAGGACGACGGCCAGGAGCCGCUGCCCAAGAACUGGGAGAUGGCCUACACCGACAGCGGCAUGGUCUACUUCAUAGACCACAACAGCAAAACCACCACCUGGUUGGACCCGCGACUCGCCAAGAAGGCCAAGGCUGCCGAGAAAUGCGAGGAAGGAGAGUUGCCUUACGGCUGGGAGAGGAUCCAGGACCCGCAGUACGGCACCUACUACGUGGAUCACAUCAACCAGAAGACUCAGUUUGAGAAUCCAGUGAUGGAAGCAAAGAGGAAAGUGAGCCUUGAGACGCCAACUUCGGUUUCCUCGGCAACAGCCACGCCAUCAGAGGAGCCGGCUCAGGGAGGGCGGGGCUUCACGCGGGACCCGUCCCAGCUGCGGGGCGUCCUCCUUCACACCACGCUGCGGAAGAGCCCUCAGGGCUUCGGCUUCACCAUCAUCGGAGGAGACCGCCCGGACGAGUUCCUCCAGGUCAAAAACAUCCUCCUGGAUGGGCCUGCUGCGCACGACAAGAAGAUCGCCUCAGGCGACGUGAUCGUCGACAUCAACCGCACCUGCGUCCUGGGGAAGACGCAUGCGGACGUGGUGCAGAUGUUCCAGUCCAUCCCCGUCAACCAGUACGUGGACAUGGUCCUGUGCCGCGGGUACCCGCUGCCCGAGGACUCCGGCAGCGGCGAGGACGCGUCUAAGGACUCUUCUCCCGCCGCGUCCACGCCUCAGGACCCUUACCACAAGGUCCAGGAGGCGGGGACCCUGCCUCGACAGACCGCCGCCGUGCCCCCCCUGGCCAACGGGGGGCGCCACCACCACCACCACCACCACCACCACCACCACCACCAGGACGGCCCGGAUCCAACGCUGCUCCAGCCCGAGCUGGUGGGCGUGUCCCUGCUGAAAGGUCCCGGGGGGUUCGGCUUCGCUAUCGCCGACUGCCCGCUGGGCCAGAAGGUGAAGAUGAUCCUGGACGCCCAGUGGUGCCGGGGGCUGCUGAAGGGCGACGUCAUCAAGGAGAUCAACAGACAGAACGUGCAGACGCUGAGCCACUCGCAGGUGGUGGACAUCCUCAAAGACUUUCCCGUGGGCAGUGAGGUCAACGUCCUGGUGCUCCGUGGAGGUCAGACAUCGCCUGUGAAAUCAUUGAAACCGAGCACGGCGCCCACGCCUCAGCCGGCUUCCCAGCAUGCAUCGCAGCCGACGCUCCCGCCUGCCUCCCAGCCCGCCCCUCAGCACACGCCUCACCACAGCCACCCUUCGCCCGUCACGCAGCCGCAGCGACCGGAGCUAAUCGACAGCGCCGAGGCUCCGGGCCACGCCGAGGUGCCCCCCAACCCGCUCUCCUUCCCCACCAACGUCGCUCGCUCGUCUUCACCCAAACCGGACGCUUCGGAACUCUACCUCAAGUCCAGGGCCAUGGUGGAUAGCCAGCCUUUAUACACCAAAGACUUGGACGUGUUCAUCAAGAGGAACCAAGAGUCGGGCUUUGGCUUCCGAGUCCUCGGAGGCGAAGGCCCCGAUCAACCGGUGUACAUCGGCGCCAUCGUCCCACUGGGCGCGGCCGAGAAGGACGGGCGCCUGCGGGCGGGUGACGAGCUGCUGUGUAUAGACGGCGUGCCGGUGAAGGCCAAGUCCCACAAACAGGUCCUGGAGCUGAUGACCAAUGCUGCGCGGAACGGCCAAGUCCUGCUCACUGUGCGCAGGAAACUUUCCUACUCAGACGGCGGUGGAAGGGAGGACGAUGGCGGCCGGCAGGUAUCUACAGACGUUGUCAGCAUCUCUCCGAAGACGCCUCGGGGGGAAGCGCUGAAGGCCCAUCCUUCUCGUCAGGAGUCCUUCGAUGUCACGCUGCAGCGCAGAGACAACGAAGGCUUCGGCUUCGUCAUCCUCACCUCCAAGAACAAGCCCCCACCUGGAGUGAUCCCGCACAAGAUCGGUCGCAUCAUCGAGGGCAGCCCGACAGACCGCAUGGCUCAGGUGAAGGUGGGCGACCGCAUCUCCGCCGUCAACGGCCGCUCCAUCAUGGAACUGUCGCACAACGACAUCGUGCAGCUCAUCAAGGAGGCCGGCACGUCUGUAACCCUCACGGUCGUGCCUGAAGACGACAGCGCACCGCCGUCCACGACCAACUCGGCCAAGCAGAGUCCGUCCAUGCAGCACCGAGCUGUCGGCCAGCAGCCGCCAAACUACACAGACAGGAACGGCGACAUGCUGACCAUCAGCCCAUCGGGCCUCAUGCAGGAUUGUUUCGUGGUGGAAUUGGAUCGGAGCCAGAGGGGCUUCGGCUUCAGUCUGAGGGGCGGUAAAGAAUACAACAUGGGCCUGUUCAUCCUGCGCCUGGCUGAGGACGGACCCGCCCUGAAGGAUGGACGAAUCCACGUGGGCGAUCAGAUCGUGGAAAUAAACGGCGAGGCCACGCAAGGCAUCACACACACUCGAGCUAUCGAGCUGAUCCAAGCAGGAGGCAGCAAGGUUCUUCUGCUGCUGCGACCCGGCCAGGGUUUAGUUCCUGACCGCAGUUCUAAGGACAAGGUCAACAUUCCAAGCAAGCAUUCGGUCAGUGAUGAACCUUCAUCUCCAGCCUCCGUGUCUACCUCAGAGUGGUCUCCCUCCUCAACCUCCGUGGCCGCCCUCCAUGACUUCCCCGCGCUUGCCGGGUCCGCCGGAUCCCCUGGCGCCGGCCGGCCCACCACCGACAAAGUCCGAGGUCAGCAGGUGUCCUUCAAACGCACUACCAGCCCUGGUGCUCCCGCCGGGAAGACCGGCAGGAUUGACUCCAAGGCCGCCAGUCCCAGGAGAGCCACAGAUCACGGCGACAACUCCCAGAGUCCCAGGAGAAAAGAACGGGGCUCUUCGGCGGACCGGAAGCACGACGGGCAGAGAGACCAGCGCUCCUCCAAGAGGGACCAGGACCAACCCCAGAGCCCGAGACGCCCGGCCGGCCAGCAGCCCGCCGGCGACGGGAGAAGACACAAGGACGAAGACGCGGCUCACUUGCAGGACGGCGACCGCCACAAGAAGGUCCGAGAGGCCGAGCAGGACCCGCAGGGGGGUCCCAGGGAGAGGUCGGGGUCGGACGCCGACACGCUGGGCCGGAGGAGUGCGCGCGACAAGGACGGCAGGUCCCACAGGAUACCUGAAGAUGGGAACAAGAAGCCCCCUGGCAUACAGGACCUGGGCUACAGCACCAAGAAAGUUCCCAUCACACCUGGACCAUGGAAGGUUCCUAGUUCCAGCAAGAUCCAGUCCCAGGUGGACAUAGCUUAGAAAUCCUAGUCCCCAUAUAGCUGAUGAUGGACGCUGCAUUCAUACCUUUCACUGUGAGACUUCCAUGAAGGAUCUGGUCUUCUUGUCCCUGGGACCUUUUUGAAGGUUCACAUUCCACACAUUCCUAGGUUGUUUUUUUUUCUGUUGGCCGUGACGUCUGAGGAGGAAUCUGGCCGUCCUCAACGUGUUCCCGAUGAUAAGUUCGGGUCACUUCCAUAAGUAAUAAUGUCAUUUCUCCAUCUGGCAGAUAUGGAGAACUAGUAGGUGACAUCUUGGCAAGGAAAAAGUCCUUCUGGACUCCGUAGUCUGCCCGGACCUGGCAGCUUCUGCAGGGAAAACUGCACUUUGGGAAUUCUUCUCCGUCCGUUCUUAAGUGACACAAGAACAGGCGUCUUCCCCUAAAUAGUAAAAAACUGCUAGCACGAGGCGGCUAACAAUGCGGGAAUAAGAUUCAUUCCAAAUCAUUCAUUGAUACAAACAAACUGUUUCCAGAGUGCAGCACAAUAAAAAAACAAUACAACUUAAUUAAAAGAUGGGUAAACAUAGAAAAAAUGAUCAAAUCAAUAAAAAAAUAUAUAAAUUAAUUGAUUAAAAUAUUUGAAAAAAGAAAGAAAAUAAUAAAAAUACCAAAAUAAGUGAAAAUAGAAUAGAACAAUAAAAGCAAUUAGAAAAUACAUAAAUGAAUGACUAAAAAAAUUCAAAAAGAAAGAUAAUAAAAUCAUCAAAAUAAGUCAAAACAAACCAAUUAAAUAGAACAAAACAAUUAACGUAAUUCAGUUGAAAGGUAGAUAAAAAUACAUGAAAUAAUAAAAACAAUUCUAAAGGAUAUGUUAAUGAAAAUAUUUUUGAAAGAAAGAUGAUAAUACUAAAAGUGCCAAAAUAAGUAAAAACAAACCAGUUAAAUAGAAUAGAACAAUAAAAGCAAUUUGAAAAUAGGUAAAUGAAUGACUAAAAAAAUUCAAAAAGAAGGAUAAUAAAAACGCCAAAAUAAGUAAAAAAAAAACAAAUUAAAUAGAAUAAAACAGAAGUAAUUCAGUUAAAA